AUGAUGGAAGUAAUAAUAAGAAAAGUGUUGACAAAUAGAUAUCUAUUUAGAACAAUUAUAAAGUCAUUGUCACCGUUUAGAGAUAUUCAAGAAGAUGAAAUGAAUUGUUGCUUGGAAUUGUAUAGAUAUGAAGAAUGGGUCAAUGCAAAGGAUAUGAUACAACAUGGACAUGUUGGUCUAUUAAUUGACAAGAUCAAGAAUAAGAACAAUAACAAUGACAAGAGACUGUUGUUUGAUUGUCACGAAUGUAUACCUGUAUUAUUUAAAAGAGUGCGAGACAUACAAUCGUUUAUAUAUAUCUUUGAAAGAUAUAGAGACGAGAUUAUCCUCUAUCUCGAAAUGUCUGCUGCACAUGACUUGCAAUACUACCUUUCACAAAACACACCAGACAUUAUAGACUAUGUAUGUCGUCAACAACAACAACAACCAUCAUCACUCAUUGAAUGGGACAUUACAGCAUACAUGGGAGCUGUCAAUAGUAACCAAAUCAAUAUACUCGAUCAUUUAAAGAAUCAAAUGAAAGUAAAGAUUAGUUUCAAAGAGAAUAAUCUCAAUGGACUAGCUGCAAGUGUAUUUAGACAUUAUUUUAAGAGAGCCCAUGGCAAACAAUUCAAACAUCGGAGUGGUAACCGUGAUGCCAUUCGUUGGUUGAUCGAGAAUACCGAUAUUAGAGAGUAUCCCCCGUCGCCAUCUCAUCAGGCCAUCGUACAUGGUGAUGUUGACAUACUCGAUAUAUUCGAUCCGAAUGUUGCAGAGUGUCGACGCAGUCCUUCCAUCAUGUCUUAUUUUCGAGCAAGUGUCAAGCGGAAAUUGAAGGUUACCAAGUAUAUCAUGGAUCACAUGUGUGACAUUAAAUACGACUAUGAAGAAUUGGUUUGGUUUUACAUUGACAAGAUUACAAAGAGACAUCCAAGACUAACUAGUCUCCUAUACGACCAAGAUACAAUGGACGAGUUGGUAGGACACUACCUACAAUUCAAUCUACACAACAAUACACCCUUUCACAUUACCUCAAUCCUUUUAUUAGAGUUGAAAUUGGCCGACAAGUAUGAUAACCUUGUCAAUGUAGUCCAAUCACUGUUGCAAGAAAGAAAUAGUGACUAUUUAGUCAGACAUGUAGUACCAUUCAAUCUUGAAAGAGUAUUGAAUGCACUGACCCUCCAACAACUUAAAAAGUGUCACCAUGUCAUGAACCUAGACACUCUGACAGUUGAAAGCACCGAAUUCUCGCUUGAAACAUUGACACUAGAUGUUGUUGCAUUUCUAUUCUCCAACUACCCAUCGAUCAUCCCCAGACUACAAGAACUUGCACUCUAUUCAAAAGUUUAUGUCGAUUGUAUAGAUAUGCACAAGUUAAUGGUCAAGUUUAAUAUUGAUGCUACAUUUAAAGGUGGACAAUCUCUUGCACAUCGACUAGCAUUGAAAAGAGAUAGAGAAGGGUUUGAUUAUUAUAUCAAACAUGUAGAAACCAUUGAUUUCCAAAUAGGAAAUCGAGGUUGGCUUCUAUUGGAUCAUGCAUCUAAAUCAUUUUCUAAAAAGGUUGAACAAUUUAAAAAAGGUUAUGAAAAUAAUCCAAUCCAAAGAGAAUCACAGAAUCUAUCAUUUACCAAAGAGUUGGCUAGGAUGAUUGCAAGAAAAGGAUCCAUUCAAGUAUACAAAAUAAUUAAAAAUUAUUUAUCAACUCAAUUUGAUGAUGAUGAAUCAAACAAAAAUUCAACAGAACAUUUUAAACUUUCAUUAAUAAUCUAUUCUAUACUAUUUGAAAAUUACUCUUUUAUUAAAUAUAUUUUGGAUCAAGAAGAAAAUGGAACUAGAAAUACUAGUAAAAUUAAAGAUAUACAACAUUUUAUUGAAUGGUAUAAAAUAUAUUAUUUAAUACAACCUCCUUUAAAUAAUAAUAAUAAUAAUAAUAAUAAUAAUAAUAAUAGUUCAUUAAUUAAUAUAAUUCAAUUAUAUAAUAAUAAUAAUAAUAAAUAA
Messenger RNA from Cavenderia fasciculata, 1977 nucleotides. RefSeq lists its product as uncharacterized. The transcript has a single exon. The coding region runs from base 1 to 1977 and encodes 658 amino acids. NCBI's taxonomy places the organism in Eukaryota, Evosea, Eumycetozoa, Acytosteliales, Cavenderiaceae. The record is from RefSeq and is a predicted model, not a curated record.